AUGCCCAUACACUACGUGAAUGGUCUGGACAAACUGGCAUUUGCAGCCACGCAGGUCGCUGAUAUGCAAAUACAACUAGAACAGCUUCAGCCCCAGCUGUUGGUUGCCGGUGAAGAGAACGACAAGUUAUUGGUGGUGAUUGCAACAGAAUCUGCUGCCGCCGAAGAACAGCGAACCAAAGCGAAGGCAGAGGAGGAGGUGGUCAAUAUGAAGGCUGAUGCCUCCAAAGCCCUCAGUGAGGAGUGUCGAGCUGAUCUCGCUGAGGCGCAGCCUGCUCUCGAGUCCGCCCUCGCUGCUCUGGAUACGCUUAAACCGGCGGACAUCACCAUCGUCAAGUCCAUGGCCAAUCCACCGCCGGGUGUGAAGUUAGUCAUGGAGGCGGUCUGUGUGAUGCGUGACAUCAAGCCAGAGAAGGACUAUGACAAGGAGAACAUUCCGAUCGCGAUUAUGACACGUAUUCGCAAGGACUAUAUAACCAACCCCGAAUUCGAUCCGGCCAAGGUAGUACGAGCCAGCUCGGCAGCCGAGGGUCUAUGUCGGUGGAUCUUAGCCAUGGAGCAGUACGACCGCGUGGCCAAAAUCGUCGCCCCGAAGAAGGCG
Molecule: messenger RNA, 600 nt
Organism: Dibothriocephalus latus
Lineage: Eukaryota; Metazoa; Platyhelminthes; Cestoda; Diphyllobothriidea; Diphyllobothriidae
Source: the annotation of a GenBank genome assembly